Molecule: messenger RNA, 1388 nt
Organism: Rotaria sordida
Lineage: Eukaryota; Metazoa; Rotifera; Eurotatoria; Philodinida; Philodinidae
Source: the annotation of a GenBank genome assembly
AAUAUUUAUCCGUCAUUGUUCUUAUAGACGGUAUGAAAUGUAUAAAUAUAGAUUGAGAUAAAUGUAUUCUGUGAGUUAGUUAUAGACAUGAACAAUUUAAAUAAUGAUAAUCUCAAUAUACUUGAUUUACCUGAUGAAAUUUUAUUUAUCAUUUUUAAGAAACUUAAUACAAUUGAUGUAUUCCAUUCACUAGUUGGUGUUAAUCAACAAUUUGAUCGAUUAUAGCACUUGAUCCUCUUAAUGUUCAUGAUCUGGAUAUGACUGAUAUUAUGACCAUUAAUUCGCUCUACGAUAAAAUUCCUUCAAUAGAUACGGAAACUCUUUCAAAAAUUUGUUCGAAAAUCUUACCUCGCAUUCAUCGUCAAGUACAUAAACUGACUGUUGAACAAUAUUCAAUGAAAGAUAUUCUUCGUGCUGCCAAUUAUUCUGAACUUUAUUCUUUAUCAUUAAUUAAUUUUCAAGCAAAAAUACUUUAUCAAUAUUUAAAAGGUGAUUUAGUUCUUCGUGAUCUUCUUACCAAACAAAUAACGCAUCUUAAUAUUGAUAUUAAAAGAACAACAAAACGUUUUUCCGUGACUGUUUCAAAGAUUUUUGAAUUAAUCGUAUCUUUAUGUAAAAAUUUAACUGUAUUGAAUUUUUGUGAUAUGUUUCGCACGCGAAUAUAUGAGACUCGCGUUUUUUAUCGAUCAUCAAAUUAUAUGUCGUCAACUUUAAUCAAAUUAAAAAUCCAUGUUCUCAGUUUUGUUGAUUGUCUUUAUCUUCUUGAUGGUCGUCUCGAUUCUUUAUCAACAUUAAUUAUUAAUGUGGAACAUAUUUUUGAUCCAAUAAUAGAGAGAGGUUCAAGGAAAAAGCUUCCAAAAUUGAAAUAUCUUUCAUUCACCACAGCUAAUGAUACAUGGGAUUAUGAUAAUCUAAUUGUUCCAUUACUUUGUCGCAUGAUAAAUCUCGAAGAAUUGAAAUUAUUUCUAUUAGUAACAAGAUUUAACUCGACCUAUAUUGAUGGUAUUCAAUUAUAUAAUCAAUUUCUUAUUUAUAUGACACAAUUAAAGAAAUUUACAUUUUGUAUCAACACAGAAGCCUACAACGAAGUUAAAGUUGAACUUCCAUCGAAUAAAGAUAUUCAACGUAGUUUCAUUGGAAGAGGAUAUCAACAAGUUACUUCAUAUAUUCAUACUUAUUCUAAGAUUACAAGCCGAUGUUUAAUCUAUUCACUUCCAUAUGAUUUCGAAGAUUUUGUUGCGAUCGACAAUUCUUUUCAAGGUGAAUAUUUUGGUGAAUUAUUUUCAUCGUCUGAAUGUAAACGUAUAAUGUCAACUGAAUUUUCGGAUUUAAAUCAAACAAAUUCAACAUUAUCUUAUAUUAUUGAUAUAUUACGUGGAAUUAAAUAA